ACAAAGUGCACUUUCUCCUCACCGACUUCAUUCCGUCGAAUGCUUUAUCGCGUUUUCCUUUAUUAUCCUGCACGAAACUCGAUGCGCUUGUUUACGAGCAUCCUGCAUGUCCUGCAGCCGGUCAAAUGCAGGAGUACAAUUUCUCCACCGUUAACCAAUCAUUCGAUACCGCUUUCACAUUAUGGGCCACCGCGACAUUCGUCGUUAGUUUCAUCGGAAGCUUUUUCUCUUGCUUAGUAUUCUUAUCCAUUGUUUGUCAGCCGAAACUCCGUACCGGCAGCGGUGCGUUGAUUGGACACGUGUUAAUUUUACGCUUCCUAACAUGUGCCAUACAUUUCCCCCUUUUUUGUGUUCAAGCUUGUCUUGCCCAUGCCGGCGUGUAUUUAACCGUGGACUGUGAUGCGUUCGCCGUGGCUUUUAUCGGUUUUCUGCAUGUAGAGCACUGGACGGACUGUUUUCUGUCCAUUAACCGCUUAAUCGCCAUUCUGUAUCCGCAUCGUUACGCCGUGUGGCGGUCGAAGAAUGUCGUCGGCAGUAUGAUCGUCGUUGCCUGGAUUUUGGGCUUGUGCUCGACGGUGCCGUUUUUUUACGGAUUUGGACUGGAAUUUCGCAUUGCCAAUCUAGGCAGCUGUGAACCGCAUGUCACAGACACAGGACAGGCUUUGAUUCUGCUGAUUCUCGGAGCCUUUUUACCGGUGGGGAUUCGUGGUAUUUUGCACACGGUGAUCUGCGUCCGCACCACUACCUGUGCGCGCUCCCAGUGGGAACCGGUACAGGCGGAUCAUAAUAAUCACAGUAUGACGCGGACGGCCAAGCGCAGUGUUGUCGUGGCGCGGAUGCUGUUUGCCUCGUUCAUUUGGUAUGCAUUAUGCCUAUUACCGAUUCCGGUGGUGUUGACCGGCUUUCAGCACGUCUUUGACGAGAAUAUCAUCGUGCGAUUCUGGCUGCAUUUCCUCAUAUUAUGCGGGAAUGCCGCAGAUCCGAUAAUCUUCCUGUUGAUGAAUGGUGACUACCGCACCGGAGUGACGCGAACAAUUUCGACAGCGUUUUCCUAGAUGUGGAGCAUUUACUAUGCAUUUUGUGGUUUUAUACAAGCUGACUAACGCUUAUGUAGAGUAUCGCAAAAUUUUGGAUGUAUAAGCACAUUUCGAUGAUCGUUAUACUCCGUCCUUUUGUGAGAGCUCUGUUUGAUUUUACUGCGAUACUUUUAAAGCUCGUGAUGUACAUGGUUGACAGUGGUUUCUAUAUCUGUAC
Molecule: messenger RNA, 1254 nt
Organism: Paramacrobiotus metropolitanus
Lineage: Eukaryota; Metazoa; Tardigrada; Eutardigrada; Parachela; Macrobiotidae
Product: short-wave-sensitive opsin 1-like
Exons: 2
Coding region: 126-1055 (309 amino acids)
Biological process (GO): G protein-coupled receptor signaling pathway
Cellular component (GO): membrane
Molecular function (GO): G protein-coupled receptor activity
Source: RefSeq, a predicted model, not a curated record